Molecule: messenger RNA, 3012 nt
Organism: Boleophthalmus pectinirostris (great blue-spotted mudskipper)
Lineage: Eukaryota; Metazoa; Chordata; Actinopteri; Gobiiformes; Gobiidae
Gene: nol4la
Product: nucleolar protein 4-like a
Exons: 11
Coding region: 1-2031 (676 amino acids)
Source: RefSeq, a predicted model, not a curated record
AUGACAACGAAAAAAGCGUGCGUGGAGGCGCCCAAAAGGAGCCGGAGUCCGGUCGUUCUGGAGGCGGAGAUGUUCACCGAAUUUCAGGACUGGUGUCUCCGGACCUACGGAGACUCGGGUAAAACAAAGACAGUCACCAGGAGAAAAUAUAACAAGAUAAUGCAGACAUUAUUGCAGAAUGAAGAGUCAGACGGCGUUUAUGUCGAGAACAGCCACAUCAACGCAAAAUUCAAAUUCUGGGUAAAAUCUAAAGGGUUUCAGGUCGGAAAUAACAUCUUAGGGGAGCACAACAAGAAAGGAGCCCCGGGGAAACCCGUGUUAUACGUCCCGGUCAAGUCUACGUGCUCAGACGGAAGCUCAGUGCAAGAAAACUCCUCACUGAAGCGUGUAGCGGUGGUGGAGGACUUCUUUGACAUCAUCUAUGCCAUGCACGUGGAGAUUGGCACAGACCCCGGCAGAGCCCCCAAACAUGCAGGCCAGAAGAAGACGUACAAGGCGAUCGCGGAGACGUACGCCUUCUUGCCCAGAGAGGCGGUGACUCGGUUCCUAAUGAGCUGCGGAGAGUGUCAGAAGAGGAUGCACAUCAACCCAAGCGCGGCGGAGUUCAAAGAAAACGACAGACCAGCCUCACUGGUCCCUGACCUCAUCGAUUAUAACAUGCCUCUUACCGCCACCUACCUGAAGCAGAUGAAACUGCAGUGCAUGACCAACACUGAGCGGGAUGACAGUUCGAUGAGCAGUGAGGACAUGACCAGCACAGAGCCCACGUGGAUCACAGUAGAGCAGCCUCCAGUGCCUGAGCCCAGCCCACCCAAUGGGGAACAUGCCCUGCCAAACACAGUCAAAGAUGAGAUGGAUGAUGAGGACUCUUCAGACAGUGCCAGUGCCAACGGACUGCCAGCUCUGACCCCGCCCGAGGUGCUGUCUGCUGGGGGGACUGUUCCAGAUGGAGGGGCCUCUUUUGGGGAAGUAACGGAGAACGGGCUGGGCGCUCCCCUGGACUUUAGCACAAACUCUUCCUCCUCUUCCUCAGAAGAUCAGCAGCCUGUCAAUCUGAGCGACCGAAUAUUGCCCUCUGCUUCCUCACCCCUGAACUCUUACCCCAGUGACCCCAACAGACAGUACCCCAUCAAAACAGAUUACCCCAACAAGUCCCCUCCGUACAGCUCAGGGAGUUAUGACUCUGUAAAAACUGAGGUGAGCCUGAGUGAGGCCCGAGCUCAGAUCAUGGAUGACGAUGAUGACGACCACGAUGACCACGACGACAGCGAUAAGAUCAACGACGCCGAAGGAAUGGACCCAGAGAGACUCAAAGCCUUCAAUAUGUUUGUGCGCUUGUUCGUGGAUGAGAAUCUCGACCGCAUGGUGCCCAUUUCAAAGCAGCCCAAGGAGAAGAUCCAGGCUAUUAUGGAGUCCUGUGGCCGCCAGUUCCCAGAAUUCCAGGAGCGUUCCCGCAAACGUAUUCGCACCUACCUCAAAUCCUGUCGCCGCAUGAAAAAAGGCGGCUUUGAGAUUCGACCAACACCUCCUCACCUCACCUCCGCCAUGGCUGAGAACAUCCUCGCUGCUGCCUGCGAGAGCGAGUCCCGCAACGCAGCCAAGAAGAUGCGGCUGGACGUGUACCCGGCCACGGAGGAGCCUAUGUGUAUUGACAAGACCACCCCCAGAGACCCCACCUCUUUGGCCGCCCCUGGGUUCACCAUCGCCAGCACAGCUUUUGCCCAAGACCAGCUCUAUGCCAAUGGAGGCCUCACCUACAGCGUUCGAUACGGAACAGUCAGCAGCACUCAGCCGACCACGGGAACUACACAAACCAAUGGUCCCACAGAUCUUAGUAUGAAGUCGGUCGUCCCAAAUUCCACCUCGUCCAGUGCCAAUGGUCAGGGUGGCGGUGGAGGGGGGGCAUCUGCACAGCUCAGCCCCCCUGAGGUGACUGCAGUGAGGCAGCUUAUCGCGGGGUACAGGGAGUCUGCGGCCUUCCUGCUCCGCUCUGCAGAUGAGCUGGAAAACUUGAUCCUGCAGCAGAACUGAACCCGGACUGUCCCUGCUCCUGGCCUUCUCACCAGUGUCACUCUCAGUCACAAAUCGGGAUUCUGGAUCAGCACAUUGGCUGGAGUGGCACUGCCGCGCACAGUGGUCCUGUAGGUGCAGUACUUUACCUGCGCUCACAACAUAUCAGAAAGGAUUAUUUAUGCAUUUGGUCGACUUUGGUCCUAGUGCCCUGGUAUCUGUAGCCAUUCAUCCCAUCCAGCUCAUUCUACACUCCACUGCCAUUCAUCUCAGGAAGCUGAUCUGUGGGAACUAUUCACACAAGGACAAACUACCAGAGGUGUUACAUUAGCUUUCAAUCUACUGACUGUGCCGACAAAUUAUCCGAUGCAUUGCAGGCAUUCAGUGCCAGUGCUUUGUAGUUCUUCACUGUUAAAUAUGCUGUACUACUGGCUGCAGCCACUCUCUAAAUUUUCAAAUCUUUCUAAAACAACAUUGCAUUAUUACAAAUGAAAUGCUGCUAAUACUCUUUGACCUCAAAGAUAGUUAGGGUUGGACUGACCUAAGAACAGCAGAUAUCAAACUUUAAAAGGGCUUGACAGCUGUCAGCAGAUCUCGUCGAGUCAUUGACUUUAAAUUAUACUCCUACCCUAUUUAUUAGAAAUUAGACUGCUCACCCAGUGUGGCUUUAUGUGUAGUUAAUUUAUUAAGAAGAGUUGACCAUUUGCCACUGUAUGAAGUGAACAGAGGCUUUAAAAGCCUCCGUAUGCAAAUUGAGAUCCCACACCUGUCAGGGAACGUGAGAUUAAGAUAUUGUUUAGACUUUAACCAGAGCCUGUGGAAAGUGGCUGUAGGUGCAAUAUUGACGAUAAUCAGUGGCGUGCAUAAAAACAUCAUCAGCCCAGGGUUUAAGCUAACAAGGGGACUCUGCUGUAACUGUCAGGUUGUAAAAGAACUACUCUUCUCGCAGCAUUGUAGCUAAGUUCAAUGUUGUUUGUUGUGAACAGUGAUAUUCUCACUCAC